This is a messenger RNA of Labeo rohita (rohu), 3081 nucleotides long. RefSeq names its product dehydrogenase/reductase 11b, tandem duplicate 1 (gene dhrs11b.1). The transcript is spliced from 7 exons. The record is from RefSeq and is a predicted model, not a curated record. Gene Ontology annotation, molecular function: oxidoreductase activity. The coding region runs from base 328 to 1095 and encodes 255 amino acids. Lineage: Eukaryota; Metazoa; Chordata; Actinopteri; Cypriniformes; Cyprinidae.
UCCAAAACUUGCAUGUGUCAUGUCUAAUUUAUGAAUUUACAUGAAGACAAUUAAAAACACAAAUUGAAAAGAGACUAUCAAAUUACGUAUCAAAUAAAAUGCAUCAUAGAAUAUAUAUAUAUUAUAGGCAAUCGCCAAAAUCACCCAAAUCAGAUAAAUUCAUAAAAACUGGCAGUACACAUUCAGCAAUGCUGAACGUGUACUGUACAAGGGUGUGUUUAGGCGGAGGGCGCAGGUUUAAACUGGUCUGGGACCUGGCAACCCUACUCAUUGUGACUACAACAGUCAGCUGUCCAGCACUUGAACUUCGCCGGAGAAACAAGUAACAUGGAUCGCUGGAAAGGCAGGGUUGCUGUUGUCACUGGAGCUUCAGUGGGAAUCGGAGCUGCAAUCGCAAAGUCUCUUGUCCAGCAUGGCAUGAAGGUGGUCGGCUGUGCUAGAAAUGUAGAGCAAAUAGAGAAACUGGCAGCUGAAUGUGUCCGCAGUGAAUUCAGCGGCACUCUGUUCCCAUAUAAAUGUGAUCUGACUGUAGAGGACGACAUGUUAUCCAUGUUCUCCUGGAUCAAAGGUCAACAUCAGGGUGUUGACGUGUGCAUUAAUAAUGCUGGUUUGGCUCUCCCAGAGCUUCUAUUGAGCGGCAAAACCAGUGGCUGGAAGACUAUGAUGGAUGUGAAUGUCAUUGCCCUGUCAGUGUGCACCCGUGAGGCUUACCAAUCAAUGAAAGAAAGAAAUAUUGAUGAUGGCCAUAUCAUUAAUAUUAACAGCAUGAGUGGACACCGGGUUGUUAACAAUGCCGUUACACACUUCUACACUGCCAGCAAAUUUGCAGUGACGGCUCUUACCGAAGGUUUGAGGCAAGAGUUACGAGAGGCCAAAACCCACAUACGAGCCACUUGUAUUUCACCUGGUUUAGUGGAGACAGAAUUUGCUUACAGACUCUUUAGUGAAGAACAAGAAAAGGCUGCUGCUACUUAUAAAAGUAUAAAGUGCCUACAAGCAGAUGACAUAGCAGACGCAGUGGUGUAUGUACUAAGUGCUCCUCCUCAUGUUCAAAUUGGUGACAUUCAAAUGAGGCCUGUGGAACAGCUGGCAUAAACUGAACGGAGAAACGGGAUGAAACAUCUCUGAGGUCUUCAUCAUCUGAAUGGCUCAUGAAUGGUGUUAAAUAUAAAAUGCAAAGCUGAUAAAAGCCACAAAAAUGUCCCAUUUCUGCACUUUAAAUCUUUAAAAUGCAAAUAGCAAGAACAUAUACUACUGCUCUGUCUGAUCAGAAGGUUUACAUUUUUUAUAAUAAUUUUAACGACUAUUUUUGUGUAUGUUUAAAAAGACCGAAUUAGUAUUGGAGAAAUAAUUUUGAAAACACCAAAAGUACUUUUCACCACAUACUGAUGUAGAAUCGGUGUAAUUUAUUAUGCUUGGCAUCAUAAUGAUUGGCUUUUUUUGAAUGAACAUUUACAGAUGAACAUAAAUGUUUUGAGGAAUGUUGAGGAAAUGUGAUAAUGUUUAAAGGAGAAGUCCACUUCCAAAACAAAGAUUCACAUAUAAGGUCUCACCCCAAAUGCAGUUGUAAAUGAUUCCAGCCGAGAAAGAAGGGUCUUAUCUAUACUUACAAUUUCUAUACUUUUUAGCACUGACUUCAGUUGCCCCGAAUGAGUCUGUGUUAUUAGCUCCUACCAGUUGUUAUUGGGGAAUAACCUACCUUGGAAUGUCAUGACUGACCAAUCAGAAUCAAGCAUUCCACAGAGCCAUGUAAUAAUUUAAUUUAAAGCACAGCCACCACAAAUUCAUUUUUUUUUUUUUUUUUUUUUUUAUGCCUUUUUAUUGUGAUAGGACAGUAGAGAGAUGACAGGAAAGAGCUGGGAGGAGAGAGGGGUGUGGGAUUGGCAAAGGACCUCGAGACAGGAAUCGAACUCGGGUCACCGUGAGCGCAGUUGCGCUCUAUGUCAUAACAAGAUCAUAACAUAAAAAACACCAUAACAAGAAAUAGUUUAAUAGCUAUGAUACUGGGUUUGAAAUCAAAUGUUUGCAUAGUUAUGACAGAAAACACUAGCAUCUAACAAUGCCUUGGAAAAAAUAAUCUUUAAAAAUAAAGUUUAUGCAUAAACCCAAAUAAGAAAUAAAACAGUUAUCGAAUAAGCAUGUGUCCUAUUCUGUGUCCUAAAUUCCUGAAACAUUGGUGUUUCAUUUUAGAGCAGUCAAUACAAUUUAUAAAAGAAGUCAAUUAAGUCAAGUGGGGGUGGGUGUGUGAAAAAAUUCAGAUGUAAUCCCCUUUGUAAUCACUGGCAUUUUUCAAAAGUAACUGUAAUUUAAUUACACAUUUUUUUUCUCAGUAACUGUAACUAAUUACAUUUAUUUUGUAAUUAAAUUAAAUUAUGUAAUUCCGUAACAUGUACCUAGUUACUCCCCAGCACUGGGUAUGUCGAAAAACUCCCAUCUCAUGUUCUCCCUCAACUUCAAAAUCGCUCUAUAUCACUGUUUUACCCUUUUUGUUAAGGGUGUUUGAUCUUCUUUGCAUGUUCACUUUGCAAAGACUGGGUCGGUACUUCUGCAGUGAUGUAGGAUGAUUUUGAAAUGAUUUUUGAAGUUGAGGGAGAAAAUAGGAUUGGAGUUUUUCAACAUACCCUAAUUGUUUUGAGUCAGAAUACACAGAGUUAAGCGAGAGAAAGGCAAGACAAGCAUUUGAGAUUAAAAAGUAAUUUUUAUAUUUUUUAAUGAAAAUAACCAAUCGUUUCGCCAGAUAAGACCCUUCUUCCUUGUCUGGGAUAAUUUACAACUGCAUUUGGGAUUGUUUGAAGCCGCAUUUAAACUGCAUUUUGGAAGUUCAAAAUCGGGGCACCAUACCAGUCCAUUAUAUGGAGAAAAAAUGCAGAAAUGUUUUCCUCAAAAAACAUAAUUUCUUUACGACUGAAGAAAGAAAGACAUGAACAUCUUGGAUGACAAGGGGGUGAGUAUAUUAUAUGUGAAUCUUUGUUUUUGAAAGUGGACUUCUCCUUUAACAAAUUUCUGUUCAAUUCUGUGCCUGCAGUUCUGACCUUAUAUUUUUAAGUGAGGCAUUGACUAAUAAAAAAAAAGAGCGGUUUA